AUGGGCGUCUUACCUGUUCUUCUAUUGGUUUCCACGCUACUCUCCGCGGCGUACGCUGCGGAAAUGAGACCUCGCGACGGUCUCGCCGGCCCCGGAGGAUCCAACAACCAGUUCAUUGGCAAUCACGAACCUGUCACUCCCGUUGCUGUCAUCACACCCCGCCCCAACGACCCCGAGCCUAAUAUCUCGCCUCCCGAGCCUGUUACAGCGGCGAGCGACCCCGUCACCACUCCAAACCCGGCGUCGGCCCCUCAAGACGUCUUCACUGACGAUCCUUUCGGAACGUCUGCCCCGUCACACUCAAACGCGGGUCCGUCGUUCGACCCCAACGACCCUCUGGGCGGCAGGAACCCUCUCGCGGGCGACGACUCCAAGACCGGUGUUCAGCAGACAAGCGCGGCGGACUCUAGCGCGUAUGCCGGUACCGUGCAACCCAACCAGGUCAGCUCGGGGAUCCCGAUUACUCCCAAUAUUCCGGACAACAACGCGACCCCGGUUUCUCCCGAUACUCCUGAUAACGGCACGACCCCGAAUUUCCCCGAUACCCCAGACAACGGAACGACCCCGAUUUUUCCCGUCACUCCGGGCAACGACACGAGCACGGUUGUUCCCGAUACUCCAAACAACGCCACUGAAACUGGCGUCGCGCAAAAUUCCACCUGUGACCCGUCGGACUUGGACGGUUACACGUCGUCGUAUCAAAUCACCAAAUACGGCCACGUGCUGCACUGGGCCGUCGUCUCCCCAACGGUCGUCAAAAUCGCGUUCGAGGCAAAGCACGGCAGCGGCGCGGCGUUGGGAUGGAUCUCCGUGGGGUUCUCAAAGGACGGCAAGAUGAAGAAGGCUGACGCAAUCAUCGGCAACCUUCCAGACGCGCCCAUUGCAGCCUACUCGAUGAAGGGAUACGACGAGGAUUCUAUCAAGGUCAACAAUGACCUGUGGAUCGGCGACGACGCGAGCCUACUGUCCAAGACCAACGGCAGCCUCAUCAUGAAGUUCUCGAGGAACACCACGGAAGGCGUCGCGCCCAUCUCCACGACUGGCAACGUCACCGUCAUCUGGGCUUUCUCCGCUGACAACACCAAGCCGCUCGCCUUCCACGGCGAUAAGAGACGUGGCUCUUUCAAAGUUGACUUCUCUUGCAAUGGCGCCGGCGGCGUGGCAGCGCAACAAACGGUGCCGGCGGUGCCGGCGCAGGGCGGGAAUGUGACGGUGGGGUCGUCGUGCACCCAGUCGACGCUAAGCGAGUUCGACCACCAAGCGGAUCUCUACGACGGAAAGAUUCUGCUGCACUGGAAGGUUCUGGCCGGCCCCGUGUUCCAGAUGGCUUUCGAGGCGAAGCACCUAAGCGGCGCGGAGAACAGCUGGAUUGCGGUUGGCUGGUCGAACAACGGGGCCAUGGCGCCUGCCGACGCCGUUGUUGGUAACAUGCCCGGGAUCAAGGCGUUCCGACUUGAUGGUUACAAGAUGGCAGAGCUCGUCAACGACACGUUUUCGCUCGGCCCGAACCCGUCUGUCACCACCUCGGCUACUGGAUCCACAGUUGUGAAGUUCUCCCGCAGCAACGGGGAUGGCGGCACGGUUCCGAUCAACCUGAGCGGCGAGACGUACGUCAUCUGGGCCUUCUCCCGCGGCAUGCUCGAUGCGUUCGGCUACCACGAUUACAACAGGGGUCUCGCCACCGUCGAUUUCCUCUGCAACAAAGCCCCUACGACCCUGAUGGGACCUGGCGACAAUGUGGCGACCAUCCCGGGUGCUAACGUGGACAAAGAUCCUUACGCGGGCCUGACCCCUGCCGAGCGGGAGGCCAAGGAGGCCCGCAGGGAGCGCCGCACAGCGCGCCGAGCCAAUCGCGGGGCGAUUUUCCGUUCAUGGGCUAAUGCUGCGUUUGGCCUCCCCAGCCCUGUCCCAUCGUACAACCCAUCAUCGCCGUUACCCUAA
Molecule: messenger RNA, 1941 nt
Organism: Closterium sp. Naga37s-1
Lineage: Eukaryota; Viridiplantae; Streptophyta; Zygnematophyceae; Desmidiales; Closteriaceae
Source: the annotation of a GenBank genome assembly